AUGAUCGCCACAAAUGCCCGUUCUGUCGAAUGCUCCCAAGAAAAGAAUCUUACGUCUGCUGUCACAGAAAACCAGCCAACUCUGGACUUGGGCAUCGAUCUGUCUACAUGGAGCUUUUUGCAAGGACUUUGCGGGUUGUUCGAUUUUCCAGAUAAUCCCGACUCAUCGUUUAAAUCUGAGCCACUGUGGAACAGUCAAGACCAGCAACAAUUAGAUGCUGUACAAGUUCGGAUUGAUGAAGUUCUACGGGAACUUGAGCUCUACAUUUCUCGCACAAAGCCACAGGCCCUCAACCAAUCCUGUCCAAUCACUCCCGAGAUGCGCAAAAGUCUCACGGUUUCUACCCUUGAUUCUCUAAUCCGAGCUUACUUUGACUAUGCUACACUUCACACCCCGAUCAUAGGCCGCUCAUGUUUCAACAUUCACACCACCUCUAGCCAUCUACUUCUCGCCAUCAUAGCGACCGGUGGUCAGCUCCUACCGUCAGUGGAUAGUACAUUCUCGUCCUCGGAAUUUUUCGAGCUGGUUCAAGAUUUCAUCUUUGAUCAAGCCCCUCUACGGAACCCCCAUUCUUGUGGCUUGAGCAAAUCCCCUCUCAGCCAUGAAACGUUAGAAAUUCUGCAAGCUGCCCUUAUCAUGCUUUGUACUGAAGUUGCUACGAGAAGUAAUCCCAUUUCUCAUAGUACUUGCAUAUCGAGGUUUUUGAAACUUGUUUCUGCUAUAAGAGGCUUUUCGUUGACGAAAGUACGGAGAUAUGACUCCUUUACUGGCGAUGAGUAUGAUUUUGAUUCGAGCAUCAACAUUUCAUCCACCUGGAAACGAUUUCUUAAAGACGAAGCAAUGAUCAGAGUUGCUUGGAUGGCGUUCCUCCUAGACAUCCAAUUCGUCCUCUUCUUCCGCACACCACCAAGAUUCACGAUCACCGAAAUGACCGGUGAUUUACCAUGUCCCGAUGAACUUUUCACCAAUACACCCGAUCGAUCACAGAUGGAAAUUCCAUCUCGCUCUACGCAUGAAUGCCCCGCGUUAUCUCUAUCCUCAUUAAUCAAUUUGCUCAUGCAGCCCUCUUCGUCAGAUAGCAGCCAUUUCUCUAGUUUAAACGCACGAGGCCUUUUCGGCGGUAUCUGUGGGCUUCAUUCGAUUAUCUUUUCGGCGCAGACAACACAUUCUAUCCCGUAUAUGCGUCAGGUACUUGAAAGGGCACUGGAUCGAUGGCGAAUAUUAUGGGAUGAACUACAGAGCAGAUCUGAUGAGGCGCAGCUCGAGAUGCUGGGAUUCAUGAAACAUGCGCUGGAGUUCUGGGUUCUUGCGAAAACACUCCUACGCGCGGAUCCGUCUGUGCUUAAAAUUGAGAAUGUCGAUAUGCCCUCCAAGGGUCAUUUGUAUAAUAUUUAUAAGGAGAUUGGGAAUAUUCCGCUGGCAUAG
Messenger RNA from Penicillium nucicola, 1425 nucleotides. RefSeq lists its product as uncharacterized. Gene Ontology annotation, molecular function: RNA polymerase II cis-regulatory region sequence-specific DNA binding; DNA-binding transcription factor activity, RNA polymerase II-specific; zinc ion binding. The coding region runs from base 1 to 1425 and encodes 474 amino acids. The record is from RefSeq and is a predicted model, not a curated record. The transcript has 3 exons. Gene Ontology annotation, biological process: regulation of transcription by RNA polymerase II; DNA-templated transcription. Lineage: Eukaryota; Fungi; Ascomycota; Eurotiomycetes; Eurotiales; Aspergillaceae. Gene Ontology annotation, cellular component: chromatin.